Molecule: messenger RNA, 2118 nt
Organism: Miniopterus natalensis
Lineage: Eukaryota; Metazoa; Chordata; Mammalia; Chiroptera; Miniopteridae
Source: RefSeq, a predicted model, not a curated record
UUGAGAUCUCACCUCCAUCUCACCACCCACUCGACCAUUUUCCCUUGGAAAAAAAGAACGCUGGUCAGCUCUUUAGGCACACGGUUCCCCGCUGUAAGACGGCGGCGAGCGAGCCCUGACCCAGUCAGAGGAAGGGGAGGUGCUCUAACAGGAAGGCCUGCCCACCCUCCCCUGGGGACAGGCUGGAGUCCCAUCAUAAAGUCUACGGAGGGGAAGCUCAGAGCAAUCCCCAAACCCAAGCUAAACAGCGCGUGCGCCUUUAAGAGGAGCGCGUGACCCUAUAAAACAACAUGUUAAACACAGAGCCAGGUGGGUGGAUAAGAAAGGACCGGCCCCUUCCGGUGACGUAAUCUCAGCAAGAUGGCGGCGCCCAGGGCGUCCCUGCAUCUGGUGGCCCCAAUAUGGAAUAGGGGUACCAGGGGCAUCCGUGGUCUGAGCAAUACAGUGGCCCCAGAGGGCAAUCAGAGGAAGGGGAGGAUGCUGCUCAAGUUCCUUACUGACCGAUUCUAUGACGUGGAAGCCCUGAGGGAGUACCUGCUCCAAAAGCAGAUGUCAAAAGUGCACAAGGAAAAUCGGUCCUUCACCCACAUGAAGGAGAGAUACGGCCCAUACGUCGCAGGAGCCUAUUUCAUCCUGAGGCAGGGAGGCGCAGUCAAGUUCCAGGGCAAAGAGUGGAUUCGGUCCCCUGGGCGUGGCCACUCCUUUCUCCAGUUGUUGGAUUUCCAGGCAGUACCUGUAGAGGCUGUGGAUGCCAGUGGCUGUGCCAUCAACUAUGAAGGCCUGGACAACCUCUUGGCCCUGAAGGAGCUGCAGUCCCUGUCUCUGCAGCGCUGUCCCCAUGUGGAUGACUGGUGUCUCAGCCGCCUCCACCAGCUGGCCAACUCAUUGCAGGAGCUCUCGCUGGCUGGUUGCCCCCGAAUCUCCGAACGGGGCCUUGCCUGCCUCCACCACCUCCAGAACCUCCGCAGGCUGGACAUCUCAGACCUCCCUGCCGUGUCCAACCCAGGCCUCACUCAGAUCUUGGUGGAGGAGAUGCUACCCAACUGCGAGGUUCUGGGGACCGAGUGGGCCCAGGGCCUGAAGUCGGGGCUGCGGGAGCAGUCUCAGGACACAGCCAGCCCCGCCCCUGCCUAGUCACGCCCUGUCCCCAUCCAGCUGGAUCUCAGCGGGGCUGUGUUGAGUGCCUGACGGUUCUACUUCUGGCUUCCAGUUGGGCUUUCUCAUUCUGGGGGCUGGGGUGGGAUGAGGGGUGUGGCAUUGGCAGAUCGGGGAAGGAGAGCAUGUGGUCCCCACCUCAUGGGUGCCUUAGCUGGCUGCACUCUAGACUGAAGGUCACAGCUCCUGUCAGCCUGUCACGGAGCCCUUGCCACACACUUCAAGUUCUAGUAACCUCCUCCUGCCUCUCCAAGCCAGGGGCAGGUAAAGACUCCUGGCUGCAAGUAGCCCCAGGGAGCUGCCUUCUCCCUUGUGGCCACCGCACCUUGCCCACUAAUGUCAAGAGACUGUUCUCAAGUUAACCUCAUUUAGGUGUGCUUCUGUUUCCUCCCGGGACCCUACUGAUAUAGGAGGUGCUCCUGGCGUUCCAGAGGGAUGGUUCUUCCAUGUGGGACUAGUCAGCUCCCCGCAGGCAGGGUACAGCAUCUCUGGCCCACACUCACUAAAUGCCAGUAGCGCCCAAGUCCUGUGGUGUUCCGGCUUAUCGAUUUGACUCAGCUCCAAAUUCAACUUAUCUGCACUGUAAAAACUGAUCUGGGCCUUUGAAAUACUUUCCUUUGCUAACUGGCAUAAGCCUGUCAGUAGGAGGCGCUCGAGAGACUUUGCCGGAGGCAAGGCUUUUACUUCCUGGUUCCUGGUUCCUGUUCAGGUGUGCGGCUCCUGUCUCCCUGGUGGCUUCUCCAUCGCCAGGGGGUCAGCAGCCUCCCCUGGCACCCUGCCCCACCCCGCCCCACCUAGCAGUUUCCUAGAGGAGUGCUUCCACUGCAGCACCUCCUGUGAAUCACCACCACACCCCAGAGGUGAUUCCCAGUAAAUUCCAAGGCACUUUACCAGUGACCCCCUUGUCACUUCAAUUCACUGUUAAAGUUAUUAAUUCUUUAUAUUAAACUUGCCCUGUUCAAA